Seminavis robusta is the source of this 432-nucleotide messenger RNA. NCBI's taxonomy places the organism in Eukaryota, Bacillariophyta, Bacillariophyceae, Naviculales, Naviculaceae. The record is from the annotation of a GenBank genome assembly.
AUGUUCCGCUAUACCGGUACUACCCGAUCCGUCGUCAAGAGAGCCGUGCGUAAAUUCAGUGGGUCUCCCCUCGAAGCCGAUUCCGGAGGCUUGGCCACGCGAGGUCACCAUGCCAUGAUUCUCGCAUUGACCGUAGCCACACCCGUCUACCUUGUCUUGCCCGAAGAAUCAUCCGUCAGCCGUGGUCUGGGCGUCCUUUUGACGGGAAACAUUGCCGCGCACAGUUGGAUUGGAAUGAAUUAUGUGUGCACCGAUUAUGUUCCAAAGGUUUCCAAGGCAUUGUUGGGACCUUCUCGGUAUUUCAACGCUGGAUUGGCCAUUAUCACCUUUGUGGGAUUGACCAAAAUGUCACUCUCUUCGCCAGGAGGAAUCAAGGGUGCCGUUCGAGGGCUCUGGAAUCCACCUGCAGCAGCACCUGCAGAAAAGAAAUAG